Sceloporus undulatus (fence lizard) is the source of this 857-nucleotide messenger RNA. It is a transcript of the gene ATP23, whose product is annotated as ATP23 metallopeptidase and ATP synthase assembly factor homolog. Gene Ontology annotation, molecular function: metalloendopeptidase activity. Gene Ontology annotation, biological process: mitochondrial proton-transporting ATP synthase complex assembly; mitochondrial protein processing. The coding region runs from base 16 to 597 and encodes 193 amino acids. The record is from RefSeq and is a predicted model, not a curated record. NCBI's taxonomy places the organism in Eukaryota, Metazoa, Chordata, Lepidosauria, Squamata, Phrynosomatidae. The transcript is spliced from 5 exons. Gene Ontology annotation, cellular component: extrinsic component of mitochondrial inner membrane.
GCUUAGGAGGAGUUAAUGCUUUUAUUGAUAUAUUUUUUUCUAGAUCCAUAUGCUAAACUAUUACUUGAUGCUAUGAAGAAUUCUGGCUGCACUGUUUUCAGAGACCGACACUUCUCAUGUGAAGAUUGUGAUGGAUGUGUUAGUGGAGGAUUUGAUUCUUCAACAUCACAGAUUGUUCUGUGCCAAAACAAUAUUCAUUAUCAAUCUCAUAUGAACAGAGUGGUGACUCAUGAACUUAUCCAUGCUUUUGAUCAUUGCCGAGCAAAUGUGGACUGGUUUAAUAAUGUCAAACACUUAGCUUGUUCAGAGAUUAGAGCUGCCAAUUUGAGUGGAGACUGCUCACUUCUCAGUGAAAUGACCCGAUUUAAGUUUGGAUUGAAGCAGCAUCAUCAGACCUGCGUUAGAGACAGAGCUGUUCGCUCCAUCCUGGCUGUUAGAAAACUCAGUAAAGAAAUGGCAGAGAAGGCUGUGGAUGAAGUCUUUGAAUCCUGUUUCAAUGACCAUGAACCUUUUGGCCGAGUGCCUCACAGCAAAUCUGAUGCAAAACAUGCAUACAGAGAUUUUCAGAACCGUGACAGAUACUACCGAAAUUUAUAGAUGAGCAUAUUUGUCCCCACCUGAGAACUGUCAUUUGAGGACAAUUUUGCAAAAGAUUAAUCGUGAAAAUAACUGGAGCCCAGGGAGAAGAAAUACUCACAUUGUUGAAUCCCUGCUCAUUUUUCAUGCAGCACAAAAAUGGAUCUAACAGUGUUUUGUUUUUUUCAAUGAGCACAUAGAGGUAUAUGUAUCUGUUACUGGAAAUUAGUUUUGCAAAUAUUUGGUUUUCAUCCUUGUUUCAAUAAACACCAUUUUGUUAA